This is a messenger RNA of Heteronotia binoei (common prickly gecko), 915 nucleotides long. It is a transcript of the gene GJD3, whose product is annotated as gap junction protein delta 3. The transcript has a single exon. The coding region runs from base 4 to 915 and encodes 303 amino acids. Gene Ontology annotation, cellular component: connexin complex. The record is from RefSeq and is a predicted model, not a curated record. NCBI's taxonomy places the organism in Eukaryota, Metazoa, Chordata, Lepidosauria, Squamata, Gekkonidae. Gene Ontology annotation, biological process: cell communication.
GCCAUGGGAGAGUGGGGCUUCCUGAGUUCCCUUCUGGACGCGGUGCAGGAGCACUCGCCCAUGGUAGGACGCUUCUGGCUGGUGGUGAUGCUCAUCUUCCGCAUCCUGAUCUUGGCCACGGUGGGCAGCGACGUCUUCGACGACGAGCAGGAGGAGUUCGACUGCAACACGCGGCAGGUGGGGUGCAAGCAGAUUUGCUACGACCUGGCCUUCCCCAUCUCCCACUACCGCUUCUGGGUCUUCCACAUCGUGGUGCUUUCGGCCCCCGCUGUCCUCUUCGUCAUCUACUCCAUGCACCAGACCACAAAGAUCAACCAGGCCCAGGAAGAAGGCGAAGAGGUGGGGAGCGGCAAGGCCGGGCCCAAGGGCCAACCGCCCUUCAAGCUCCAGCCCAGCCAACGCACCCAACACAUCCAGAACUUCUACAUAGUCAACGUCGUGGUCAGGAUCUUGGCAGAAAUCGGCUUCCUAAUAGGGCAGUGGAUGCUUUACGGCUUCCGGGUGGGAUACCAGUACAUCUGCAAACACCCGAUGUGUCCUCACUUGAUUGACUGCUUUGUCUCUCGCCCCACCGAGAAGACCAUCUUCAUCCAGUUCUACUUCAUGGUGGGCCUGGUUUCAGCGUUGCUCAGCCUGGCGGAGUUGGCACACCUCUUGUUCAAGAACCGGUGCAGGCGCCGCCGCGCCAUCGCCCCUCCUGCUCCCGCCUCUUACGAGCAGCAGGACAAUUGGUCCAACCAGAAACAUGAGAAAUCUCAGCACUUUCUUGGCGUCACCGAUGAUGGGGCCAACAGUGCACCAGCUCGUGAUGGGAUUCCUAACUGCUACGAGCCCUCGGCUCACUUCCAUCACAAAAACGCCACCAAGAGCAGCCGAUCUUCUCGCUCUUCUGCCAGAGCUGACUUGACAGUGUGA